AUGCGCUACUUGUACUUCCUCCACCCUACCUGAGUCAACACCUGCUUCAUCCGUCCCUCCACCUAGUAAGUGCUUGAGAAUAGUAGAAACCAAACAUGGACAACUUAGGUGGAGGCCGACAUUUCGGGACGCGGCCUGCGGUCGGAUUCUCCCAACAUUUGGAGGACACUGGUGCGAACCCACGUAUCUCCGGCUACUUGGGUAGCGUUGAAUCUACGACGCAAUCCAUUGAUGCAACGGGACCUGGUGGGAUGACUAUGCCAAUGUCGAUGGGAGGAGUCCGUAAGCCAUCGGCAUAUAACCCAGGGAGCAAGCAUGGAAUUGGAAAGAAGAAACAAGCACCUCCUCCAUCAGCUCUUGGACAUCAACCUACAUUUGCGGUGCCUAGUCCAGACGUAGUUGAGGAUGAUCUAAGCAGAACGCGGGAGGUGGACCCCAGUCGGGUUCUAGGAGGUGCAGACCUAGAUAAAACGCAGCAAGUGCCGAGGUCGAGAUUACUUGGGAACAACAAAAAGCAAGGGUCGGUGUUGAAGUUAUGAGAAGUAAAAAGGUUCUUGUUCCACAGUCCGAAAACUAAACUUCUAGAAGUGGUGCUAGGAGCUUUCCCCGAUGAUUGAUGUUUGUUCUAUCUGUAAGAUGAUACCGCCUUUUUCUUUUGUGCUCUAACACUCGAAAAACUCAACUUCGCCUUUCCCACUGACAAAGCCGAAAUGCGAAGUUCAGCGGCUGCACGUAGCACAUCUUCUAUGCAAGGUGGAGGUGUUGUGCGGAGCAAAUUGCGAUUCGCAUCUACGGUGUCCAUGUCCUCGAGUGAUAAUGCGGGAGGUGAACAAAAAGUGGGAGAAUUUGAGCCGCCACAACGCAAUAAUACUAAAGACUCCAGAUUACAACGAGGACAGCCGCAGGAGAGGGAGAAAUACAAGACGACAGAUGUUCGAAUGUCGAAGUCGCUAGGAGCAGGAGCUUCUGCUGGUUGUACAAGGUCAGGCAAGAGCAGCAAACAUCAUAGUCAAACAGGAAGAGAAACAGUAGACGCCGGACGCGGACAUAGGGAGAAGAAGAAUAACGCUAGCAAGUCCUCCAAAAGCCGUAGCUCCAAGAACAAAACUACCGGUCCCGGAGGCCUAGAACAGUUGCUAUUCGGCGCACGGGGUUAUGCGGAUGCACAACAUCUCAGUUGGACGCCAGGUGCAAUAAGGGACGAUGAUAUGGAAUCAACUCAGCAGACUAGCAGAACUGUUAGUCAACAUGCAGAAGAUCAUUCGAGAUCUUUCAACCAUGGAGGAAAUACAACCUCGUUUACUCGAGAAGAAGACAUGCUUGACGCUCUGAAUCUGACACGUCCGACGUUCGGCAGACACAUCGAGCUUUUUCCGGAACUGCCUCCAAGAGCAACAUCAGCAACACCUGGUGGAAUGAAUGCGAGUAGUGCAGAUGAUAGUUGUCGUGAUUACCAAGCCUACAAGUCAGGAACAAACUCUGGAAACAGCAGGUCUAAAUCAGCAGGAGGCGGAGGCACGAUUCCCUUCAGAGCACCAGACGGCUCAGUAGGCAACAGACCGAUGCGGUGUCCGGGUAGUGUGCCGUUCAACGAUGCGAUCUUCAGUGCCGGAGACGACGAUCAGGGCGCACCUGUUGUGAAUAUUCCAGGACACACUGUGGGGACUGGCGCGCAUAAGAACAACGCGUCCAAUGUUGAGGGAAACAAUGUUGAUAAUGACGUUUCUUUUUUGAAUUUGGGAAGUAAAGCGUCAACGAGCGUGAGUGCAGACGAUAACCAUAACAGUGUGCCGCCAUGGGCAAUGCCGCCGAGACGACCGACAGUUGCAAGAAGGACGAGCACGGUACUUCUAUUGGUCUACUUGUGUCUUCAUACAAGCACAACGACUAUUGUAAAAAUAAAGGUCUUGCACAUGUGGUCAAAAAUAUUGCCAAGUAGAAAAGAACACUCCACGACUUGUUUACUCAUCAACACUCUCUUUCAAUUACACGCUACUUCCCUCUCAUUCACAAACACAAUCAGUCCUCCUCAAGUUCCUUAUACCUCGAAUGGCUCGCUCCCGGAACCCAAGACCGGCGACUCGAACGACUCGUCUUUCAUAAGCAUCCGUUACAGGAAAAUGCUCCUCCUGCUGGUUUCUUUGGGGGAGGCUCUAAGAAUAGUGGUGAUGUACCUGGAGGCGUACCAGAACAGGGAGAUAACCUGCAAGUGACUGAUCCAAGUGCAGCACAACGACCUCACGGAGAUGGAAGUAGCACGCCGCACACAGUGAGCAAUACAGAACGAGACCAAGUCUACUCUGAAAAACUUCGAUCUAAGACUUCUAGUGCAUCGGGUUCUCAUCCUCGUCUUCCUCCUUCUUUGCCACAGUCCUGUGUUUCUGAUGCGCCCAGCUCUUUGGUGAUUCCACUAGAUCGGAGUCAAGGUCCUGGAAGCACUUCCACAGUCGCACAGAUGGUUGGGAGCUUGCUCCAUAAGGGCAAAAAGACAGCCUCUUCAUGGAUCAAUGGCAUUACGGGUCGUGCACCGCCGCCACCUCCUGACGUAGCGUUUGGGAAUGUGUUUGUUGUUCCAGAGGAGAAGAAAAACGAAGGGGAACAAGAGGAGGACGAGGAAGGAAAGGACAGAGCACAAGAACAACCUCGACCGGAGCACAAGGCUUGCCCCACGACCACAGAUCGAGACGACUUGCUACUCGAAACUAUCCCAUUGCACAGUGACAUAGAUUCUGCUGAAGCAGAUCGUUUAAAAGCACACACGGUAAACGCAGAAUCAGCUACAACACCAGUUGAGUCCCCGUUACCUAGUCCCAUGGAGUUGAGGCCGAUUUCAUGGAUGCCUCUAGACCUCGCACAACUGAGUGCUAGACUGGCCAAGAACAAACAUGGAUGUGUGUAUCCCUUGUUCAUUGGCGGAGUAGGCUGCGAUCACGUUUUGCGGAAGUUGGGAGUCACGGAAGCAGGUGCUAUUCGAGCUGGUCUUCUAGAACGAUAAUCUGAAGAUGGAGGUUCUUCUAUUGUUGUGAAUUCUUCAUUUAGUUAUUAGUUCACACUUAUAGAUACAAAUGAUUUUCUUUUUCAUAUCAGACCGUCCAUGAUCAACAAAAAAAACCCACAGAUCUCCUCAACCAUGGUCGUUCCUCCGCUUACGUCCACGAAGACGGUGUCCACAUCCUUCUCACUGCUCAUCCUGAACUCGCCUCUCGUACAUUGUAUUGCGAUGGUCUCGCUGGCACCUUAACGCAGGAACGAGUCCAGAUGGCCGAGAGCUACUACCCCUAUCUCGAUGCCGACCGGUUUGAUUUCAUUGCUCUACGAGAUUGUCCGAAACUAGUCGACGUGGAAUCCGCUAGGAAACUGGCCAGACAGCAUUUGAUAUUGUUGUCACGAACAGCUUCUGCAGAUUCCCAGGUGGUGAAAUACGAAGAUCUCGAUGAAGACGAUCGCAAAGAUCAAGAAAAUAUUCUCUUGCAUGAGAUGCUUGCUGCAGCUAGACAACAUAGUGGCACGAGUGAUCAGUCUCCUGUACCGGAACUGGAUAUAACCGAAUACGCCAUCCAUCGUUGUUUUGAGGCCUCCACAGGUAGAGCUUUCCGCUUAGAAGACGUGACAGACCUCAAACGCAUGCUCUUUACGUUGCCGGCCUACGUGCGUGACGGAACAAUCGUAACGCCACCAGAUUUUGCAAGACAACUGCCGACAAGACGUGGUGCUGUGAAGAACAAGACCACAGGAGUAAACGACCAAGGUGAAGAAGCCGAGGAAGAGAAUAUGCGAGAUUGCAAGAUCGGUGCUGCUUCACAACUACAAGACGCUACAUCCCCUGUCGAUGAAGUAGACCUACUAGCAGAUGAACUAAACCUUCCUAGACCUAGAAAGGAGAAGAAAGACCGAACAUCUUCUCGGAAGAGCUCUAAGGACACUUCUUCGAGGAGUCGCAGUUCCUCGAAGGAGGCUCGUCGCUUAGCACGAGCAACAAAACGUGGUGGUAACUCUGUGGUUUUCGUCAGGGACAAGGUGAUGAAUCUGAUGAACGCGGCUGGCGGUGUGCCUGGUUGGGAGGAGCAGCUGGGCGAAAGAGAGACGCAGCUACUUGACGAUGGUCAGGCUGAGGACGAGGUUUUCCCGGAGCAGAGUGAAAGCAACGCGCCACUAGAACUAGCAGAAGACAAAUCUCUUUCUCCUUCCUCAAAGAAACUAAAAGAGAAGAAGAGUAAGCGUAAAAAAAGCAAAGACCGCCAAUCCAGUAAAGCAUCGAAGAAGAAAAAGGAUAAGAACAAUUAUGAAGACCAAGACGUAGAGGACGAGAGUAACGACCGGAGUUGUGCAAUUUCACCAGGAGAACAGAAUCCACCAGUUUUCCUCAGUCAAAGCGGCUCUUCGCCAUCCGACAGACAGCGUGUCUCCGAUGGCGGGUCUUCCUCGAACAAACUUGAGGAUAUUCUGCAAGCUCGUCGCAGUGGCGGGCGCUCAUCUUCAUAUUUGGCGCGUUUGUCGCAAGAUCUCAACUUUUUGGACGAGGAGAACAGCAAAUCGAAAGAGCAGGGUGGAGAUGAAGACAAAGAGGCAAGCAUCAGCAAGAGUAAUCUUCAGCAAGCAUCAAACGAAGAGGUAUUAAGGGAACAAGACGACGAUGCUACAGAGCAGGAAGGUCGAGCACGUUCCUGUUCGGGUGGAGAUCCAACUGAUAGUGUGCUUGGAGUCGGAGAUUUGCAGUCUUUUUCUGUCUACUUACUCGACUCUCAACCUUCUGUCGCUGGCGGCCAUCGGAAGUCUGGAGAUUCUCUCUCUUCUGCUGGUGAUGCUGGUGGCGGAGCUAGUAAGAUCAACAAGACCGAUAUCAAGCAACAACUCCGCCCCGGUGAAGAUCGACCUAUUCCCCUAGAAGAAGUAGAAAAUACCCAGAACAAUCAACUGCGAUCCUACUCUCAAGCAGAUGCGGCUAAACGACGGAGCCUCGCGAGUCCGGACAUGCUAAGCAAAAACUCAUCUUUCUCAUCGUCUUUGAUGCCUCCUGGAAGAAACAAGUCGGAUCCGAAAUACAAGAAGUUGAUGAUCUCAAAAAAUGUACUGCUUGUGCAGCUUGUACUGCAUGGUUGGUUCUUUUAGGUCGCCUUAGACUGUUCGGAGCUUGAGUUUGGUGUAUUCGUGCUUUUUAUUUUUUUAUAUAUCCAGAACAAACUCUUGAUGGUUGCAUCGAACAGCAUGGUUGGUUUUAGGUCGCCUUAGACUGUUGAGUUUGGUGUAGUCGUGCUAUAUCAUAUAUAUAAGUAAUCGUCCAUGUCGAGCUCGAAGAUGUCUAGAGUAGUUGUACGUGCAAAUAGAAAUUACCAACUACUGUUGACAACAAAUCACACCACGACACAUCCAGAACAAACUCUUGAUGGUUGCAUCGAACAGCGAUUUGAUAUUUCCACCGAACCACGAUGCCUUGGCCGGGACUCACCCGGACCCAUCCCGUAACCCACUCGCUAAGCCACCUGGGACGAGGAGGAUCAGCACAGGCAAGAAGAUUGUGGUCACAGACGGUCGUGAUCAGAAUCCACGAGGACGUGGUACGAUUAUCAUGGACCACCAAGGACAAGAAGGUAGUCGUGCUGAUAGCAGUGCGGGUUGUGGAUCAUCGUCCUCUUCUUCAGCUUCGGGAUCAAACAACAAUAGUUCGUCAAGCUCUUCGACGAGUAAUGAUCCAGAACUUUUCCAGACCGGAAACUCGAAAUUCGUUGACAAUACGAACAAUGGCUCUUUCUCGUCUUCUUCUUCUAGUAGCUCCUCGUCUUCUGGAUCUUCAUCUUCCUCUUCUUCAUCCUCAGCUCAUCGCAGUUGUACAGCCAGUGACGGGACCAGCGGCUUUGGCCCUGGUGCGGCAGCGGAGAUGCGUGCACUGACGCAGGAUGACGAAGCUGCACCACUUGAGAAAGACGACAGGAGCAUGAAGCAGAAGAAAGAACGCAAAUCUAAGUCGAGGAGGCGCAGCAGCAGUGCAGCUGUACAUGGAGACCUGGCGCUCAGUAAGAAGUCCUUUGCAGAAGAUCGAGUAGCGUUAGCUGAUAGUGCCUACUCUUUUGGAGGUCCAUCCAAUGCGAUGAAAGACAGUUUGGACACGCCAGUUCCGCUUUACUCGUUAAUCCAAGCACCGGCUGCUUCACCACCUUCACCUCCAGCAGCGGAUGUUGAGGACACAAGUAAAAACAACAAGAAGACGAGGAACACUUCUAGUAAGCUGCGUCGUCAAAAAGGGAUAGACCCUGACAAUUUGUAUCACGAGCCUCGUGUAGCGACAGGAGCUAAGAAAUCGUCUUCAAAGUUGAAGAAGAGUAGCAAAAAUGAUGCUCUAGCAGGAACACCAACAUCUUGUUCAACUGCAAUGGCGACAGCUCUAGAAAGAGCGAUCUCUCCAUCACCUGCUAAAGAAAAGAAGGCAUCGCGGAUUCGCAAACUACUUUCUAGUAUCAGCCCAAAGAAAGUUCUGACGUCUAGCAUAAGAAAAUCUGCUUCUGCUAAGAGGAAGAAUCAAGACGUUCUAGAUCAUGAAGGUCAACGGCUUGUAGAGGCUGAGGCAGAGCCAGAAGCUAAGAGUAAAAAGAAAAAGAAGAGCAAGCACAAGAUGAAGGAUGAUGGUGAAGUCUUGUCUUCUCGUGCACCAUCGCCGAGUAGCCCGAUUGACGGCGCGGACGGAGACGACCCUACUACUUCUGGAGCUGCAGCACCUGCACAUGAUUCAUCUUCGCCCGAUGUAGACGCCGCAGCAACUUCUAGCAUCAAACGAGGACAAUCCAGUACUUGGUGGGACGAAAAUGUCCGUCGUGCAUCCCUGACCGAAGACAACAAGAAGGAAGAGAGCGCGAACAACCAGAACAAUCAACGUCAUAGUGAUACAUCUCCUUCUGAAAAUAAAGUGCAAGUACUAGUAGACGCCAGUAAAUCAAAAGAUUUCAAGAACGGUACUAAGGCGCCGCCAGCCGCGGCAACUACAGAGCAGGAGAACAAACAGGCUGCGGGAUGCAUGCAAAUGUGA
Messenger RNA from Amoebophrya sp. A25, 7018 nucleotides. NCBI's taxonomy places the organism in Eukaryota, Dinophyceae, Syndiniales, Amoebophryaceae. The record is from the annotation of a GenBank genome assembly.